Closterium sp. Naga37s-1 is the source of this 490-nucleotide messenger RNA. Lineage: Eukaryota; Viridiplantae; Streptophyta; Zygnematophyceae; Desmidiales; Closteriaceae. The record is from the annotation of a GenBank genome assembly.
AUGUUUUCCGCUUCCAGCUUCUACGCCGUUUCAGAUCAAGCAUCAUCGAGUCGAGCGAGAGACGACACGCCGUUUCAAACCCCUGCGGCUGGACGGCAGCAUGCCGGCUCGCGGGCUUCUCUGGUCAUUGGUCCUCGUUCUCCUGCUCCUGCCAGCGCAAGCCCAACACGAGUCUCUCACCCAAUCGCAACUGCUGCAGCAGCGGGAGCAGGAGAUUUUUGGGGCAGGGGGGGCAGGGAAUGCUCAGCGGGCGGAAAUGCGGCGGCGUCUGACAUACAAUCAUUGGAGCAGGAGGCAAAGCAGCUGGCUGCUGACGUGGCACAGCAGAAGGUGGACAGACAAGUGGCUCAGCAGCGCGCACAGCAGCUGCUGCAGCGACUCACAGAGGCCGAGGCGAAGCUGACUGAGGGGGACAAUCAGUUGCUCCUGUUGCUGCUGCUGCCCCUUGCAUGUGCACUGCACUCACGCCUUAUCUGCAAAACCAUGUCUU